GGAAACAACGCUUGAGAGAUCUGCGGCGUCAUCGCCGAGAUUCAUCCAACGUCCAUCCAUUCACCAUUUCACACGCAUUGCAUCGGGAAGCAUACUGGAGUUUUCCUUCUUGUAUAUUACUGUAAGGACAUGAAUUGAUCGUCCACUGUCAACUUCCUGUUCAUAAUGGCAGCUCGCCGCUCCUCAUAAAAAUACAACCACUCUUUUCUAGCUUCAAUGAGCCUCGCAAAGGUCAAAGAUAUAACAAGGUGCCGGAGGGUGCUCUUAUCAGUCUCAAGAAAUUGUCGGAGGAGUUAUGCGACCGCAAGAGAUGGCAUUUCAACAAGGCCCUCGGAGGCUGAGAUAGACUCCGCCAGAGCAUAUUGCUCAACUCUAAUACGCAAAUUUGACUCGCCCUCAUUCAUUCUCCAAACCUUCGUCCCGCCGUCCUCCCGCGACGCCUACCUCGCCAUUCGAGCUUUCAACAUCGAUGUCGCCCGCGUAGCCGACACCACGAGUACCCCCACAGUUGGCAUGAUGCGCAUGCAAUUCUGGCGGGAUGCUGUGUCCAAGGCACUCGCAGGCUCUCCGCCAAAGGAACCAGCCGCCGUUCUUCUAGCAAAAGCGGCGGAGGACCUGCAUAACCGGACGGAUGGGAAGAGCCGCUUUAGCAAAAAUUGGUUCUUCCGUGUCAUCAACAGGCGCGAGCAGUACCUCACCAAUCCGCCAUACCCAGAUCUUGCAUCGCUGGAAAGCUACGCUGAGAAUACGUACUCCACGCUGCUGUACCUGACACUCUCGUCCCUGCCCCUGGCUUCUGUCACAGCCGACCAUCUGGCGUCACAUAUUGGGAAGGCUACAGGUAUUGCGGCGAUCCUCCGAGGGCUUCCGCUCGUUGCUUUCCCGCCACCUCCCACCCAUGGCACUAGCAACUCCUCGGUAGGCUCCUCAAUCGGAAGCUCUCGACAGGGCUCCGUACUACUCCCGCUAGACGUCAUGGCCGAAUCCGGAGUAAAAGAAGAAGAUGUUCUCCGCCUGGGCUCUUCUGCUGAAGGCCUACGAGACGCCGUCUUCACCGUCGCGACACGCGCAAACGACCAUCUCAUCACAGCCCGGGAAAUGCUCUCAAAUUUACGGUCUGGGAGUGACAUCGGGCACAACUUCGAACACCAAGAUAACGAAGAAAGGCAGUACAGCUCGCAACAGCUCAACGCAGGCUCGAAAAUGCAGUCGGAUGACGUGGAGCGUGCGUUUGGGGUUCUGAUGCCCGCGGUGGCUACGCAGGCGUGGUUGGACAGGUUACAGAAGGUUGAUUUUGAUGUGUUUUCGCCGACGCUACGGACGACGGACUGGAGGUUGCCGUGGAAGGCGUAUUGGGCGUUUAGUCGGCGGAAACUGUAAAACAUGAUUGUCAAAGAAUGUAAGUAAAUGGAAUGUAUGAGACUUGAUGGUUUCUUCAAUUUUUUUUUUCUUACGAGCUCUUCAGUCAUCGGUUGGUGUGCCGGUGGUAGCUUUUCACUCCUGUAAUCUUUUACCCUCGCUCGUGAGCACAUGGCGACUUAGCUCUAGCGACACUAUACCUCGCUAGUGGGUGCACGGGACAACUCCCUAGAGUGGCCGGCUGACAUGUGAAUUUAACAUCACUAAGGGUAUGUAGGUCUAUUUAUUUUCUUAGGCCUCCAAUCUUGGGUGUGGUCUACCUGUGCUGCUCUCGUACGCCGCUUUAACCCAUGAUUACAGACCAAAAAACCCACACAAAUCUCUCAGCUGCU
Molecule: messenger RNA, 1751 nt
Organism: Mytilinidion resinicola
Lineage: Eukaryota; Fungi; Ascomycota; Dothideomycetes; Mytilinidiales; Mytilinidiaceae
Exons: 2
Coding region: 217-1380 (387 amino acids)
Biological process (GO): mitochondrial respiratory chain complex I assembly; biosynthetic process
Cellular component (GO): mitochondrion
Source: RefSeq, a predicted model, not a curated record